Messenger RNA from Helianthus annuus (common sunflower), 1571 nucleotides. RefSeq names its product transcription factor HHO6. Gene Ontology annotation, biological process: regulation of DNA-templated transcription. Bases 211 to 1323 code for a protein of 370 amino acids. The record is from RefSeq and is a predicted model, not a curated record. Lineage: Eukaryota; Viridiplantae; Streptophyta; Magnoliopsida; Asterales; Asteraceae. The transcript is spliced from 5 exons. Gene Ontology annotation, molecular function: DNA-binding transcription factor activity; DNA binding.
UCUACACUUUUCAUUUCUUCAACCUCUCUUAUUAUUAUUAUUAAUCUAAUAAUAAAAUCUAGAUUCUUUUUGCAUCUUUUUCCUUACAAAUUUCCUCUUUUUCACACACAGAUCAUCACUCCCCUCUUCAUAUUCACCUUCCAAUCUCCAUCAUCAAACCAAAAAAAUAAAAAAUAAAAAAAAAACCGAUUAAAAACCGAUAAAGUUUUGAUGGGUAAAUUGAUUUCACCACCUGAACUGAAUUUGGAUUUUGGCUUCAUACCCAAAUCGAUUACUCAAUUUUUAGGGGAUAUGGGUCGAAUUGAGAGUGAAUCUGAGAAGAUAUUGAAAGCAGAGGAUCUUGUUAGCAGAUUAGAAUCGGAGGUUAAGAAGAUCGAUGCGUUUAAACGGGAGCUUCCUCUCUGCAUGCUUCUUAUGAACGAUGCAAUUGGUGUAUUGAAAGAUGAGUUAAUGGUGUUGAAGAAAUCUGCGAAUCAGCCGGUACUUGAAGAGUUCAUACCACUUAAGAUUAAGAAAACUUGUGAUGAAGAUCCAAAGGUUGAGACCGAUUCCGGUGAUAAGAGGAAUUGGUUGAGCUCUACUCAGCUAUGGAACGCGAAUCAAAACCAUGUUCCGAAACAGAAUUCAGUGGAUCAAGCAAUUCAAAAGAUAGCCGGAGAACAACGAAACGCAAUGAUUGAUGAUUCGUAUCAUGGGAGUUUCGCAAAAGAGUUCAUCCCCGUUAAGGGAUACUCGCGGUUUUCGGUUGGAGAUAAAGAGGAAACACCUGUUUCUGGGCUUUCUCUUGUUACUCCUGGAGUCAAGAAUCCCGUGAGGGGAAACCAUUUUCUCAAGAAACUAGUUGCUGAUAGUAAUAUUAAUAAUAAUCUGGGUCCAUAUUCUAUACCGGAUGUUAAAUCAGAUAUACCGAUUGGUUCACCACAACCGCAGACAUCUAGGAAACAAAGAAGGUGCUGGUCAACCGAGUUGCAUAGACGUUUUGUCGAUGCGCUGCAACAACUUGGUGGUUCAAAAGUAGCAACGCCCAAGCAGAUUAGAGAACUUAUGCGUGUAGAUGGUCUCACCAAUGAUGAAGUGAAGAGUCAUUUACAGAAAUACCGUCUUCAUACAAAACGGUUUCAGUCGUGCAACGCAGACUCGAAUUCAUCAAAUGUUGUUUCGAGAGGUUUAUGGGGCCAACCACAUGGUUAUUAUGUCGAAAAGCAUAUGAAUUCUCAAUCCGGUUCUCCGGAUGGGCCGCUGCUGAACUGCGGUGGAACUUCGACCACUGGCGGCGACAGCAUGGAUGAUGGAGAAGAUGAGAAAUCUGACAAUAAUGUAUAGAUUUUUAUAUAUCUAUAUAGAAAAAUAGUAUAUUUGAGGGAAGUUACUAAUGAAUGUGGGAGAGUUUAUAAAAGAUAAAAAAAUACAAAAAAUAUAUACAAAAAGAGUGAAAAUUUUGCAGGAUUAGUUGAUUUGUUUUACUUAUCUUGAUCUGAGUUGAUACCAUUUUCUUAGAUUUAUGUGAGGAAACAUCAUGAUUCAACAAUGCAUUAUUUAAACAUGUUACUCCCAGAUGAAAUCUUGAAUCU